This is a messenger RNA of Mesoplodon densirostris (Blainville's beaked whale), 1591 nucleotides long. It is a transcript of the gene YPEL2, whose product is annotated as yippee like 2. The record is from RefSeq and is a predicted model, not a curated record. The transcript has 4 exons. Bases 189 to 548 code for a protein of 119 amino acids. NCBI's taxonomy places the organism in Eukaryota, Metazoa, Chordata, Mammalia, Artiodactyla, Ziphiidae.
AACCAGCCCUAGACCUCUGCUUGAGGGUCCUUCCUCUGAAGACAUCACCAGUGUGUGGAGCCCGCCCCACACCCACCCCCUGCCAAACCACGGCCUUUACCUGUGUCUUCCGGUGUUUCCCGUGCGACCCAUCCUGUGGGAGUGCCUCGUGGGCCGCCCCAGAGUUCACCCCACACUCAGCAGCGCCAAUGGUGAAGAUGACAAGAUCCAAGACUUUCCAGGCAUAUCUGCCCUCUUGCCACCGGACCUACAGCUGCAUUCACUGCAGAGCCCACUUGGCCAAUCAUGAUGAACUAAUUUCCAAGUCGUUCCAAGGAAGUCAAGGACGAGCAUACCUCUUUAACUCAGUAGUUAACGUGGGCUGCGGGCCGGCAGAAGAGCGCGUGUUGCUAACAGGACUGCACGCCGUCGCAGACAUUUACUGUGAAAACUGCAAAACCACUCUGGGCUGGAAAUAUGAACACGCCUUUGAAAGCAGCCAGAAAUAUAAAGAAGGCAAAUACAUCAUUGAACUGGCACAUAUGAUCAAAGACAAUGGCUGGGACUGACUGGAGAGCGUCCGCCCACCCCAGUGUCCACGUGAACGCCAUCCACCCGAACAUUCUGCCCAAGCGUGAGAGCGUGACUGAACACUUGGUUCCAUCCAUUUAGGGGCCUUGCCAUCUGGGGCAUUCUCCCACCCUGCCACCAUCUUCCUGGUGACCAGCCUCUAAAUCGCUGUCUCUCUGUCUCUUUGCUUUGUGUCUGUUUGUGAGUUGAUCCUGGCUUCUCUCUCUGUUCUAGUGUUGGCUGAAAGCAAAGCAACAAAAGGAACAGAUGCCUGCCCGCAUGGCGGCAGCCCACUUUGAUAAAGGCCCCAGGGCCCUUGAAGAGCUGCCCGAUGGCCUCUUGUCAGGAGGACAGUGGCACAGCACAGGGGCGUGAGGAAGAGGGGAACCAGGAGGGUCCCGGGUGGGUAGGGGACGGGAGGGUAGAGGUAGGAACAAACUUGUGCUGCGCCUGGAGACCUGGGAACUUAGGCUUGAAAUAAUCGACUUGUCUAAAAGGACAAAGAGAAAAAAAAAAAAAUACCUCAUGACUGCAUUCUCUCUGAUCCGAAGCUUCUGUUCCUGACACCAAAUGUGCCAGGUUAGCAAAUGAGCACAAGAAGUGGCCCUAAUUGUAGCUGGCAGGGCAGGGGCCGGCCUGGUUCCCCUGGGCCGAGCUGGGGAGUGUCCUGGCAGCAAUGAGUGACUCGGGAAAAGCCCAGAUGGUUUUGAUGACUCUGAUGCCACACUGUUCCUCUGGGUAAUCAUCUUUGCCUCUUCAGCCACUGUAGGUGACAGGAGAGGGGACUGCCAUUUGCAAUGGGUGCAAGAGCCAAACGUCCCAAAGGCUUUGACCAGCAACCAAGUAAAAUCAGUGGUUGAGGAUAACAGGGAACAAAAGGGGGAUGCAGCUUAGGAGCUCCUGCAGAAAUGGCUCUGAUGUUGGGCCAGAGAAAGUAAAAAGUAGAACCAGUUAGCAGUUCUGACUGACCUUUUUUUCUGAACCUUAGUAAGAGAAGAGCAUUGUGGUAAGGAAGGGAGGGUGGGGCGGGGCAGUGCCGGGA